Ictidomys tridecemlineatus (thirteen-lined ground squirrel) is the source of this 813-nucleotide messenger RNA. It is a transcript of the gene Dmac1, whose product is annotated as distal membrane arm assembly component 1. The record is from RefSeq and is a predicted model, not a curated record. Lineage: Eukaryota; Metazoa; Chordata; Mammalia; Rodentia; Sciuridae.
CAUUUCCCAGCCGCCCUCAGGAUUUUCCGGGGCGCACUGCGCUCUGCUUUCCGGCCGCAUCUUUUACGUCAGUUCGAACCGAAGUUUUGUCACGACUGGGCCAAUUCCCAGAACAUGGGUUCUUCGUUGUUCCGGCCUCUGCAGCCUAAGAAAUUCGACGAUCCUCCGGUGGCCGCUUCCCCCGCUCCCCCAGAUGCGUCCGAAGCGCCGACCUCCCCAGAGCAAGCGCCCUUGUUUAAUAACUGCUGGAGUUGCCGGGUGCUCUCCGGGUCGGGACUGAUAGGGGCAGGCCUUUACGUGUACUUGGUGGCGCGGAAACCUAUGAAGCUCGGAUAUGCUCCGGGUCCAGGCCCUAUUGCCCAGAUGGUCAUCGGCAUCAGUGAGAGCCGGGGAGUGCCGCUUGGGCUGGGGUGGCGGGGCAUUGCUUGUUGGGGUAUAGUUAUCCUGGCAGACCCUAAAGGAAAGGCCUACCGGGUUGUUUGAAUGAACAAUGAACUUGUCACCUCUUACCCCUGGACCCAUUACACAGGAAGCAUGGGAUUUAUGGUUGUUCUGGACAGACGUGUGGAGGAGCUUUGUCUUCACUAUUGGGAAUACUACAAGACUGAAAAACAAUGAAAACAUUGGUUGUCAUACCUUGACUGUGAGUGUGGCUUUCUUGUCAGGUUUCAGAGGGAUCAAUAAAUCCCUUAGAGAAGAAAAUGAUUCUGUGUCCUAUCUGGGGAAGGAGGGUAUAAUUUAAAUUUUACUUAAAUAUAAUUGAAUUUAGUUAAAUUAUGAUUUGUUAUUAUUAAAAUGAAGGAAAUGAUAAGC